AUGAGUAUUGGAAUACAGGAAGAAUUGUCACAAAUAGGAGAAACUAAAUCACAAUUAAAGAAUGAAAAAGCAGAACGUGAGAGAGAACUCUAUAGAAGCAGAACAUGUCUUCAUCUGGCCUGUUGUAAUGGACAUCCAGCUGUUGUGUCUCUCUUAAUAGAGAGAAAAUGUGACCUGAAUUUGUUGGACAGAGACGGUCGAACACCUUUCAUGAAGGCAAUACAGUGUGAAGAGGAGGAGUGUGCAACUAUCUUGCUUCAACAUGGUGCAGACCCUAAUAUUGGGGAUGGCAGCAACAAUGCUCUUCACUAUGUUUCCUUUUUUCUGGGAAUAGGCCUAGCAGCAAAACUGCUUCACUAUAAAGCUGAUAUUGAAGCAAAAAACAAGGAAGGCCUUACACCACUUUUUUUUGCAGUUAGAGGACAGAACUGUAAUAUGGCAGAAUUUCUCCUAAAGAAUGGAGCAAAUGUUAAUGCCUUAGAUGGCUCUAAAAGAACAACCCUUAUGAUUGCUGCUGGUAUGCAAUCCACAGAAAUGGUCAGUCUUCUUCUUGAAUAUAAUGUUGAUCACACUAUCAAAGAUCCAAUGGGAUACACAGCUGAGGAGUAUGCUAAGAUCAACAAUUAUCCUCUAGAUGUUUAUGUCAAACAGAUUGAAAAACAUAUGGAGCGUAAUAAACCCUGUACACCCCAAAUCAGCUGUUCAGAGAAAGCUACUGUUGUUUCUGAAUUUGUUUCGAAAGCAUCUUCUUUGGACAAAAAAGAUGAAAUGAGAACUCACAAUAGCAGAAAAAGCAGUGUUUAA
Messenger RNA from Antechinus flavipes (yellow-footed antechinus), 804 nucleotides. RefSeq names its product ankyrin repeat domain-containing protein 7-like. The record is from RefSeq and is a predicted model, not a curated record. The transcript has 7 exons. NCBI's taxonomy places the organism in Eukaryota, Metazoa, Chordata, Mammalia, Dasyuromorphia, Dasyuridae. Bases 1 to 804 code for a protein of 267 amino acids. Gene Ontology annotation, molecular function: protein binding.